Molecule: messenger RNA, 6663 nt
Organism: Pelodiscus sinensis (Chinese soft-shelled turtle)
Lineage: Eukaryota; Metazoa; Chordata; Testudines; Trionychidae
Source: RefSeq, a predicted model, not a curated record
UGUGUAAGUAGGGAAAAGGUGGCUAAUUGUUUUUCUCUUUUGUAACUAAGGAUUACAGCCCAGGGAUUUCCCCUGAGUCUGUCACUUCAUGGCUAUUUACCACCAAGUCAAUUUAUUAUGCUUGCAACAGUAGGGUUUUUUUUUUUAUAAUAAAACAGUUUUCCUUUUGUUUUGAUUAACCAGUAUUGUCCUUAGGGUUAGGUGCCUAGUUACCCGGGCAGUGUCCAUAGUUCUCUGCGGAUUCCCUCUGUUUGUUUUCCCAAUUCCAAGCAAAAUGGUUGGGGCAGCGGGAAGAGCUUUGCCUUAGGGAGGGGAUUCCCAUGUGAGCUCUUCCGUGGAAAAGGGUUUAUUUUUAUAUCUUUUUAAGUACACUUGGGUGGUGGCAGCAAAUUUUUAUUUAUCUUUUUUUUUCUUAGAUAUCAAGGAGGCUGAGACCAGAUAAGCUUGUCUCUGGGAGUGCCAAAGACAGGUUUUACAGAGUUUAUUCUGCUAGCCAGGCCCCCAUAUCUGCACACAGUGUGUCAUGUUGGGGGCUUGAGCCAUGACAUGGUGGUAGAAGUGGGAUCAUUUUGAGAACCCAGAAUUUUAAAAGGGCAUGAGUUUUUCUUUUGACUAGUUGCAAACUUUGGAGGGUUUUUUUUCCCUUUCUUCUUUUCUGUUGCUGCCUAAGGCACACCGAAGGUUAACCUGUAAAGCCAGACAGUCCAACCCAAAUCAUUUUUUUUCUAGCUUUCAGGGCAACUGGAUAGCUAGGCUAGAAUAGGGCAGGGAAACAGCCCAGUUCAUUCUUUUGUGGUUGGGCAAAGUAGCCCUAGAGCAACCAACCCUUCCUAAGCGCCACCUCAAGGUGAAAACAGCCUCAGAUCAGGGCAAGAUGCCCAGCUCCAGGGAAGAUUAACACCGCAAGGAAGGGAGACAGGAGGAUGUCCCUGUGAGGUCAAGGGUAAGUAACCUUGAGGGGGCAGGAACAGCAGAGGGCGGCAGCUCUCCUCCUCGCUUACCACUGUCUUCUCUGUGGGAGAGUGCCUUUAAGGCAGACAGACCUCUAACUGAGAAAGAGAUGGAGUUCUUACUACAAGUGAAGCGAGUGGAAGUGGAAAUGAAACACUUAGACAAGGAAGUAGAAAUGGAGGUGAGGAGAGCGGAAGCAGAAGCACAGGCAAGAAGUGCUGGGGUGGAGGCCAAAGUUGUGCUUGAGAAAGCUAAAAGAUCAGAUACUUCAGGAACCCCACCCAACAACCUUGCUCUAGUCACUGUUCAUCACCCCAGGAAACCAGGUGGAAGAUAAUGUAGAGACUUCUUCCUCAACUUUGAAAGGGCCUGUCAGGGGUACAACAUCUCCCCAAUCAGUACAUGAUGGAAUUAUGAUCGCAAAUCACUGGUCCCUUACUGGGGGUGGCAGCCGACAUGCAAGGGGACACCGUAAACAAUUAUGAACUGUUUAAACAAGAGGCCAGAUUGAGGAUGGGCCUCACUUCUGAACAGGCUCGUUCUAGGUUCAGGGGCCUAACGUGGACUCAGGCAGUGCUAUUUCCCAAACACGCCGAUCAUAUAACCAAAACAUGGGAUCUCAGGGGAAAAGGCUAAUACCUGGGAAAAAUUAUUUCUCCUGAUGCAGAUGGAAAAGUUCCUAGCGGGUGUUCCUGGAGAGAUUAGAAGGUACAUGCUAGAUGGAAAACCUAAAACCCUACGAAAGACAGGAGUGCUUGGUGCCAGAUGGGUGGAGCUGAGGGGGAAAAGCAGUAUGGAAAGCAGCCUAUGGGGAACUAGAAGGGACAUCAGGAGGGGGCAUCCUACAACGGGGACCCUCCAAGGUCCCACCUCACAGGGAAAGGCUCUAUACACCUCAAGGGAGGCCACAGACAUUCCCUUGUCUCUCCUCCCCAUCCUCCGGCUACCCAUCUCGCCCCAGGGAUACAUCCAAUGCGAUGUUUUAAAUGCAACGAAGCAGGGCAUGUAAAGGCCAACUGUCCCAAGAGCACCAACAGACUGCAGCUCGUCACACCAGGAACCCUCCAGCCCAGAUGCUGCACGGAUACCCCCAGAGCAAAGGGAGACUGCAUGUGGGUAGAAGGGAGGUUGCUGCAUGGAAGGACACCAGAGCACAGAUGUCAGUGAUCCACCAAUCCCUAGAGGACCCAAAAUUCAUUGACUCUGAGGUCCUAGUCACCAUUCAGCCCUUCAAGACAGACCCUUUUCACCUGCCAACUGACAAGUUACUAGUUAAGUACAAGGAUUGGUCAGGAACUUGGACUUUUGCAGUCUAUGAUGACUACCUUAUUCCUAUGCUGGUCGAGGGAGACUUAGCCAACCAUGUGAACCAGGCUAAGAGGGUGGGAGUGGUCACUCGCAGCAAGAUUAAGCAGGCAUCCACAUCUAAAACCAUUCCUGAGCCUACCAGGGACCAGCCUAUGCACCCAGACACUUCUGCGCCGGAGGUAAUGGAGCCAGACCCCAGGCUAGCAACUACAACAGCAUCAGUGGAUCCAGUUCCUGAACUCCAGGUGGAACUAGCCCAUGAUCUGGAACAGGUGGAGCAGUUAGUACCAGGAUUGGAACCAGCCGCAGAGGGUGCCACGGAGACUGCAGCUGAAUCUGUGCAACAGGCCCCACUAGAGCCUGCAACGCAAGCCAGUGCACCAGCAGAAACUGGUUCCCCACCCGUAGAGGUACCCACUUCACCUGCAUCACUUCCAGAGGGACCAAGCCUGAUGUCUCCAGCAUCGAGAGAGAGUUCCGGGCAGAACAGGAAGAAGAUGAGAGCCUCAAGGGAGCUUGGAUGGCGGGCAGAAGUGAACCACCACCUCUCAGCUCUUCUAAUAGGUCCAGGUUUGCGGUAGAAUGGGACUUUUAUACUAAGAGUCUCUUUUUAGUAGGCACAAGGAGGACUGGCGUUCUCAGAGACAGUUGGUAGUUCCAGCUAAGUACUGGGAAAAGCUCUUGAGCUUAGCCCACAGUCACCCUCGUGGCCUCGUUGGGGUGAACAGAACCAAAGAUCGGUCGAGAAGGUCAUUCUACUGGGAGGGAGUGGGCAAGGUGAUAGCUGGCUAUGUAAGAUGUGCCAACAGGUGGGGAAGCCUUGAGACCAGGCCAAGGCACCACUCCAGCCCCUCCCCAUCAUAGAGGUCCCAUUCUAGUGUGUAGCUUUGGAUAUCAUGGGUCCUUUCCCUAAAAAGACCUCCAAAGGGAAACAGUUCUUUCUAACCCUCGUGGAUUUUGCCACCUGACGGCCAGAAGCAGUGGCUUUAGGAAGCACUAUGGCCAGGAACGAGUGCCAGGCAUUGACAGAUAUCUUUGCCAGGGUAGGUUGGCCAUCAGAGAUCCUCACAUAUUCAGGGACUAAUUUCCUAGUAGAGGCCAUGAAAUGCCUUUGGGAAGCUCACGAAGAGCACCUAGUUGCUACCCCCCUACCAGCAUCAAACAAAUGGCCCGGUGGAAAGAUUUAAUGGGACUUUGCGAGCCAUGAUACGCAAAUUCGUGAAUGAACACUCCAAUGGCUGGGACCUGGCUUUGCAACAGUUACUGUUUGCCUAUAGAAAUGUCCCACGUCCCAGUUAGGUAUUCUCACCCUUAGAACUGAAGUAUGGCCGUGAAGUUAAGGGUCCUUUGCAGUUAAUAAAGCAGCAAUGGGAGAGGGUUACCCCUCCUUCAGGACCCAACAUUUUUGAUUUUCUGCACAACCUACAAAAUACCAUUAGAGACUCUCUAACUCUCACACAAAAGAACUUGCAGGAUGCUCAACAAGAGCAAAAGGCCUGGUAUGAUAAGCAUGCCAGAGAGCGGUCCUUCAAGAUAGGUGGGCAAGUCAUGGUACUGAAGGCACUUCAGGCCAAUAAGAUGGAAGCAUACUGGGAUGGACCAUUCACAGUCCAAGAGUGCUUAGGAGUGGUUAAUUAUCUCUUAGCAUUUCCUGACCCUGCCCUUAAGCCUAAGGUAUAUCAUGUUAACUUUUUGAAGCCCUUUUAUUCCCGAGAAUUCAAGGUUGUUCAGCUUACGGCCGAGGAGAAGGAGAACAUGGAGUGGCCCGAGGAAGCCUACUAUGACGGGAAAGACAGGAGUGGAGUAGAAGAGAUCAGUUACCCAGAGAGAGAAAUUAUUUUAAGGACCCACCCAAGCCCUUAUUGCUCUGUUCUCAGAACAUUUAAUUCUACUGACUACCAGGAAAAAGCACAUUCAACUCUGAUAGGCCACAGACUAAAAACAAUUGGGGCAAGUAAUCAGAUUGUUGCAGUCUUUUUCACUUGAAUACUCUGAAGUGUAAUUAGUAUCACAGACCUGAACAGCAAUAAAGUGAACAAUUGGGGGGAAACUCCUACUGCCUUUGAUGGUGUUUAGCAGAUGAAGUACUUGUAUGAAGGCUAUGACAUAUUGCAUCUUGAUGGAAAAGAUUUCAAUGAUACUACGACUGUCACUUUUUGUCCCAGUCAAAUCACUUUCUGUCUUGUGGGAUUAUCAUUUUCUGUGUAACAAGCUUUAGUCUAUAUGGAUGCAAAGAACUAUAACCUGAUUCCUUAGUGCCUGGCAUCUGCAGAGUCAUUUACACCGGUGCAAAGUAUUACCAUUCUAUGGUAGCAGUGGUUUAUACUCAUUGGGCCAUAUUCCACUCUGAGCUUGUUUUUAAUUUCCUCCAUUUGCUUCGUUGUGUCACCCAUUUAACAUUAUUUAAACAUAUUGUUGUGGGUCUCUUCUGUAUCUACACUGCUGUGGAAUUAUACCAGUGAUGAAUCUGGCCAAGUUUUUAUCUGUAUAAGUAUAUGUUUGGUUUUCUAGGAAAAACUACAAUCCCCUUUUUCAAGCUUUGAGUCAAACUAGCAUAUGCUCUUGUUUAUUAUUCUGUUGCAGCGUAACGGCUGCAGGGGUUGUUUUUAAUGAUGUUUUUAAUGUCUGUGCUUUGAAAAUUUGUUUCUUCUACUGGAUUUAUCCCCAUAUGCCUUUGUCUCUGCCGUAUAGACCAGAGGUGGGGAACCUAAGACCUGCCUUGCCUAGAUCCAGCCCCUAAGGCUUGGGGCUCCCUCUUGGCAGAGGGGCUGGAGCACCAGAGCGGGGUACCCAAUGCUAUCUUCCCAUGGGCUAGAGCACACAAAAUCUAUUAGCCUGGGCCCCCCAGGCUAUAAUGUGCUAGAGGGAUGUGGGGAGUGUCUUUUUCCUUCUCAGUUGGGGAUUACAUCAGUGAGAGGGUUUUUUAGUUCUCACUUUUUUGUGGUCCCUAACUGAUUUUUCUGUGGGUCAGUGGCCCCCAACCCAAAAAAGGUUCCCCACCCCGGAAGACAAAUGAUACAGCUAGAGCCAUUUUCGCAUAUGUACUGAUUUCUCACUUUCAUCAACUACCCAGAGAGUAUGUGGACAGUUGUUAGGUGGGAUUAGUAUUAACAUUUUCCUUGUUAGCAAGUAAAAUUUUUCUUGUCCCAUUGCUUUACAUACUUGUUCAAUUAUCUAUUCGUGGCUGAACUACUGCUUUUUUCAGUAGAUAUGGACUCUGUACACAGAACAGGGAGUUCUGUUGAUUAGCCCUUUUAAUAGAGAGGCAGCAUUUGUACUGUUUAUAAAACUAGGACUUCUAGAUUUUACUGCUGGGCCCACCGUCUGUGGGGCCUUAGGCAAGUCCAUAUGAGAUUUUCAGAUGUGGAGGUCUAAAACUAAAUCAGCAAGUGGCCUGAUUUUCACAGCUGCUUUAGGCUUCCAAAUUUUAAAAUUCGGGGCUUAGCUUCAAAGCCUAGGCCAGCUGCCUAGAGGAAAUGUUGUCAGAGUGUGGUGGUGGUUCCCAUCCAAAGGGAAAGCUGGGUAGUAACAGCUACCAAAGGGAUGUCUACUUCUCUGGCCAUCAUAGUAGAUAGAUCUAUAAUGCAGCAAGGUUAACAUGGCGAAUUCCCAUGGCAAUUCAGAUUAGGACAGGCGAGUGCAGUUAUUAGUUGAGAGCAGUGUUCCCUCUAAACUGGGGGGCAGCACAGCUUCACAGGUGAGUAAUCAGCCCUGCCCAGUCAGAGGUUCUCAGGGCUCCAUGCACAGAGCUGCCAGGGUUGGGCUGAUUAAUCACUUGUGAAACUGUGCUGCCCCGCAGUUUAGAAAAAACACUGGUUGAGAGCGCAAAUUUCAGCAUAUCCGGAUUACCCCGUUCAUUAGGGGUGAGCAAUGUUCCACAGGCACUGUAGUCAGCCGUCCUUUCCAUGAUUGCUUCAUCCAGGGCCUUAGAGGAUAGGUCAACAUGCGGCUGGGAGUGAUCUUCCCGAAAGCCUGAACGCCAGCCCGACCACAGUGUCCCUCCUACUAUUUUGAGGGUCCCCGCUUGAGCCCUUGUGGCACGAACCUGUCUGCCCACUUUGAGACACUCCUGCCCAGUGGUAGUGUAGACAUACCCAGAGACAUUCUGUGCUAACCCAAGGCAGGUGGCAGUUGGUUUGUCUGGGAAGUGGAGAGUACCACCAGCUCUGUCUGUGCCCAGCAGCCCAGAAGAAGAAUCUCCUUUCUGUCAACUAAAACAAGUCCUAUUUCUUUACCGGAAAAGUUACUGCAUUGUACAGCUCCAGGCCCACUGCACUGACUGACCAAAAAGUGCCAAUGUUCCCAUCUGCUCCCUGUUACAUUAUUCUCUUGGGGACCCUGCCAUGCAUUUUAAUCCCAAUUCAACACCAUAAAGCAACACAAUAAAAACACAUUACCCAGUAC